AUGCCUCCUCGCGCGUAUUCGAAGACCUCUCGUGUCCCCCGCAGACCCUUCGAGGCUGCUCGACUUGACUCCGAGUUGAAGCUCGUUGGCGAGUAUGGCCUGCGCAAUAAGCGUGAGGUCUGGCGAGUCGGUCUGACUCUGUCCAAGAUUCGUCGUGCUGCCCGUCAGCUUCUUACCCUCGACGAGAAGGACCCCAAGCGUCUGUUCGAAGGCAACGCCCUGAUUCGACGUCUCGUCCGCGUUGGUGUCCUCGACGAGUCCCGCAUGAAGCUCGAUUACGUCCUGGCCCUGAAGAUUGAGGAUUUCCUGGAGCGCCGCCUGCAGACCUGCGUCUACAAGCUUGGCCUUGCCAAGUCCAUCCACCACGCCCGUGUCCUGAUCCGCCAGCGCCACAUUCGUGUCGGCAAGCAGAUCGUCAACGUCCCCUCUUUCAUCGUCCGUCUCGACUCCCAGAAGCACAUCGACUUCGCCCUGAACUCGCCGUUCGGCAGUGGCCGCCCCGGCCGUGUUCGCAGAAAGAAGGCCAAGGCCGCUGAGGGCGCUGGCGAGGGCGAGGCUGAGGAGGAUGACGAGUAA
Drechmeria coniospora is the source of this 576-nucleotide messenger RNA. RefSeq names its product 40S ribosomal protein S9. Gene Ontology annotation, biological process: translation; positive regulation of translational fidelity. The transcript is spliced from 3 exons. NCBI's taxonomy places the organism in Eukaryota, Fungi, Ascomycota, Sordariomycetes, Hypocreales, Ophiocordycipitaceae. Bases 1 to 576 code for a protein of 191 amino acids. The record is from RefSeq and is a predicted model, not a curated record. Gene Ontology annotation, molecular function: structural constituent of ribosome; rRNA binding. Gene Ontology annotation, cellular component: cytosolic small ribosomal subunit.